AUGGAGGAGCUCGCUCGGGAGAGCAUCUGUCUGCUGGCCCGGUCCGCGUCCCACGCCGACCCGCCCCGGCUCGGUUCCUUCGGCGCGAUCUUCAUCAUGCUGAAGUCCGCCCUGGGAGCUGGACUCCUUAACUUCCCCUGGGCCUUCCAGAAGGCCGGCGGAGUGAACAUCGCCAUCAGCGUGGAGAUGGUGUCCCUGGUCUUCCUUAUCAGCGGUCUUGUGGUGCUGGGCUACGCGGCGUCCGUCAGCAGGAAGGACAGCUACCAGGACGUGGUGCGGGAGGUGUGCGGCGCUGCCACCGGCAAGCUCUGUGAGGUCUGCUUCUGCUUCAACCUCUUCAUGAUCUCCGUGGCCUUCCUGGUGGUGGUCCAGGACCAGCUGGAGAAACUGUGUGUGUCUCUGUACGGGACGGUGACGGGCUCCUCGGAGGCCCUCGUGCCGUACCACUGGUACACCGACCAGCGCUUCGCCCUCUUCAUCGUGUGCCUCCUCUUCAUCCUCCCUCUGUCCAUCCCCAAGGAGAUCGGGAUCCAAAAGUACACCAGCGUGCUGGGCACCCUGGCCGCGACCUACCUGUGUGUGGCGGUGAUCAUCAAGUACUACCUGAUGGAGAACCACACGGCGGAGCUCAGCCCCGAGCACAGCCAGGGAGUGGGCUCCUGGGGGUCCAUGUUCAGCGUGGUUCCCACCAUCUGCUUCGGCUUCCAGUGUCACGAGGCGUGUGUGGCAAUCUACAGCAGCAUGGAGAACAAGAAGCUCUCCCACUGGGUGCUCAUCUCUGUCGUCUCCAUGUUCUUCUGUCUGCUCAUCUACACACUGACCGGAGUGUUCGGCUUUAUGACGUUCGGCCGUGCUGUGGCCUCAGACAUCCUGAUGUCAUAUCCUGGAGAUGACGUGGUCAUGAUCAUCGGCAGACUGCUCUUUGGGAUCUCCAUCAUCACCAUCUACCCCAUCAUCCUACUGCUGGGACGGUCGGUAAUCCUGGACCUGGUGGUGCGUCUGCGGCGGGACCAGCAGGGGGCGGUCACGCACUCCUUCGAGAGCCGGUGGCGGGCGGGGCUGACGGGCGUGUGGAUCGCCGUCACCAUGCUCAUCGCCAUGUUCGUCCCCGACAUGAGCGACGUCAUCAGCGUCAUUGGAGGCAUCAGCGCCUUCUUCAUUUUCAUCUUCCCAGGUCUGUGUUUGGUCUUCAUCAUGCAGUCUGAACCCGUGUCCCCAAAAGUCAGGGUGCUGUUGACAGCUUGGGGGGUCGUCACCAUCGUGGUCGGGGCUUUUAUCUUCGGACAAAGUACAACCAAAGCCGUCAUGGAACUGUUCUAUGAGUUUUGAUUUUCAUCGGCCAUCUUGAAUCCUUCUUCUAUUAGUCCACCAUCAACAUCAGCUGAGACUCCACCAUCAGUACAAUCACCACCAUCAACACCAUCAAUACCAUCAAUACCAUCAACAUCAGCUGAGACUCCACCAUCAGUACAAUCACCACCAUCAACACACCAUCAAUACCAUCAACAUCAGCUGAGACUCCACCAUCAGUACAAUCACCACCAUCAACACACCAUCAAUACCAUCAACAUCAGCUGAGACUCCACCAUCAGUACAAUCACCACCAUCAACACACCAUCAAUACCAUCAACAUCAGCUGAGACUCCACCAUCAGUACAAUCACCACCAUCAACACCAUCAGCAGCAUCAACACUAACAAUACCAGCUGAGUCUCCACCAUCAACACCAUCAUCAUCACCAGCUGAAUCUCCA
Molecule: messenger RNA, 1752 nt
Organism: Gadus chalcogrammus (walleye pollock)
Lineage: Eukaryota; Metazoa; Chordata; Actinopteri; Gadiformes; Gadidae
Product: putative sodium-coupled neutral amino acid transporter 8
Exons: 10
Coding region: 1-1329 (442 amino acids)
Biological process (GO): amino acid transmembrane transport
Molecular function (GO): amino acid transmembrane transporter activity
Source: RefSeq, a predicted model, not a curated record